This is a messenger RNA of Cervus elaphus (red deer), 3262 nucleotides long. RefSeq names its product luteinizing hormone/choriogonadotropin receptor (gene LHCGR). Gene Ontology annotation, biological process: luteinizing hormone signaling pathway; ovulation cycle process; phospholipase C-activating G protein-coupled receptor signaling pathway. The transcript is spliced from 11 exons. The record is from RefSeq and is a predicted model, not a curated record. Gene Ontology annotation, molecular function: luteinizing hormone receptor activity. Lineage: Eukaryota; Metazoa; Chordata; Mammalia; Artiodactyla; Cervidae. Gene Ontology annotation, cellular component: membrane. The coding region runs from base 60 to 2159 and encodes 699 amino acids.
UUGUGGCUGUUGGGGCGGCGGCCGGCCCUGCGGCAGGAGCCCGCGCUCCGGCUCCGGCCAUGGGACGGCCGUCCCUCGCGCUGCGGCUGCUGCUGGCGCUGCUGCUGCUGCCGCCAGCGCCGUUCUGGGCGCUGCGCCCGGCGCCCUGCCCGGAGCCCUGCAGCUGCCCGCCCGACGGCGCCCUGCGCUGCCCCGGCCCGCGGGCCGGCCUCAGCCGACUAUCACUCACCUAUCUCCCUAUCAAAGUAAUCCCAUCUCAAGCUUUCAGAGGACUUAAUGAGGUCAUAAAAAUUGAAAUCUCUCAGAGUGAUUCCCUGGAAAAGAUAGAAGCUAAUGCCUUUGACAACCUCCUCAAUUUGUCUGAAAUACUGAUCCAGAACACUAAAAACCUGGUGUACAUUGAGGCCGGAGCAUUUACACAUCUCCCUCAGUUAAAAUACCUAAGCAUCUGUAACACAGGCAUCCGCAAGCUUCCAGAUGUUACGAAGAUCUUCUCCUCUGAAUUUAAUUUCAUUCUGGAAAUUUGUGAUAACUUACACAUAACCACUGUACCAGGAAAUGCUUUUCAAGGGAUGAAUAACGAAUCCAUAACGCUAAAACUAUAUGGAAAUGGAUUUGAAGAAAUACAAAGUCAUGCAUUCAAUGGGACAACACUGAUUUCCCUGGAGCUAAAGGAAAACGCACACCUGGAGAAGAUGCACAACGACGCCUUCCGGGGGGCCACGGGGCCUAGCAUCUUGGAUAUUUCUUCCACUAAACUGCAGGCCCUGCCUAGCUAUGGGCUAGAGUCCAUUCAGAUGCUAAUUGCCACAUCAUCCUAUUCUCUGAAAAAACUGCCAUCAAGAGAAAAAUUUACCAACCUCCUGGAUGCCACAUUGACUUACCCCAGCCACUGCUGUGCUUUUAGGAACUUGCCAACAAAAGAGCAGAAUUUUUCAUUUUCCAUUUUUAAAAACUUUUCCAAACAAUGUGAAAGCACAGCAAGGAGACCAAAUAAUGAAACACUUUAUUCCGCCGUCUUUGCUGAGAGUGAACUGAGUGGCUGGGAUUAUGACUAUGGUUUCUGCUUACCCAAGACACUCCAGUGUGCUCCUGAACCAGAUGCUUUCAAUCCCUGUGAAGACAUUAUGGGCUAUGACUUCCUUAGAGUCCUGAUUUGGCUGAUUAAUAUCCUGGCCAUCGUGGGGAAUGUGACUGUCCUCUUUGUCCUCCUGACUAGUCGCUAUAAACUCACAGUGCCCCGCUUUCUCAUGUGCAACCUCUCCUUUGCAGACUUGUGCAUGGGGCUCUACCUGCUCCUCAUUGCCUCAGUCGAUGCCCAAACCAAAGGCCAGUACCAUAACCACGCCAUAGACUGGCAGACAGGGAGUGGGUGCAGCGCGGCUGGCUUUUUCACUGUGUUUGCAAGUGAACUCUCUGUCUACACCCUCACAGUCAUCACGCUAGAAAGAUGGCACACCAUCACCUAUGCUAUUCAGCUGGACCAAAAGCUGCGACUGAAACAUGCCAUCCCAGUCAUGCUCGGAGGGUGGCUCUUUUCUUCUCUCGUUGCCAUGCUGCCUCUUGUGGGUGUCAGCAAUUACAUGAAGGUCAGCAUUUGCCUCCCCAUGGAUGUGGAAACCACCCUCUCACAGGUCUACAUCUUAACCAUCCUGAUUCUCAAUGUGCUGGCCUUCAUCAUCAUUUGUGCUUGCUACAUUAAAAUUUAUUUCGCAGUCCAAAAUCCAGAGCUGAUGGCUACCAACAGAGAUACAAAGAUUGCUAAGAAAAUGGCGGUCCUCAUCUUCACCGAUUUCACCUGCAUGGCACCAAUCUCUUUCUUUGCCAUCUCAGCUGCCUUCAAAGUGCCCCUCAUUACAGUAACCAACUCAAAGGUUCUGCUGGUUCUCUUUUAUCCUGUCAAUUCAUGCGCCAAUCCGUUUCUGUAUGCAAUUUUCACGAAGGCAUUCCGAAGGGAUUUCUUUCUGUUGCUGAGCAAAUUUGGCUGCUGUAAAUAUCGAGCUGAACUUUAUAGGAGGAAGGAUUUUUCAGCUUAUAUCUCCAACUGCAAAAAUGGCUUCACUGGAUCAAAUAAGCCCUCCCGGUCUACCUUGAAGUUGACCACAUUACAAUGUCAAUAUUCUGCUGUCCUGGACAAGACUUGCUGUAAGGAGUGUUAACUGUGAUAUCAGUAAACACAUUACUGAAUUACACUUAUGUAAAAAAUUUAUCUCUACCAGUAAUAUUAACAAAGAGUUGGUUUCAGGAAAUUAUGUGUUAGGCACAUCAGGCAAAAAAAGACUCUAUCUAGCUCAAAAUGUGAUCCAUGACCACGGCCGGUCUAAAAACUAUUUGUCACUGGCACAUGAUAACAAUACAGAGUGUUUAGAAACUUUUACAGCAAUUUUGACAGAUUAAUUUUAUGUCUGCUGUAUCUACCAUUUCAAAAAUGAGAUGGUGAUUUGCAUGACUGUAAUUUUUUUCUCAUUUCAUCCUUGCAGUAAUUUUUAUUGCAUUUUUACAAAAAUAUUGGUCCAUAAGAGAUUUGAAAUUUGAAAUAACUAGUCCUUUUCCUCAGACAGUUUGAGAAAUAUAGACUCUGGAGAUGCACUGUCCAAUCUGGUACCUCCCAGACACAUGCAGCUAAAUUAAGCUAAAUUAAAAAUGUGUCUUCUCAAUUGCACUAGGAACAUUUCAAGUGCUCAACACCCAUACAUGACCUGUGGUUACUAUAUUGAACAACACAUAUACAGAACAGUUUCAUCAUCACAGAAAGUUCUAUUGGACAGUGCUGUCCUAGACAUUUAUUUAUCCCAUAUCUAGAUUCUAGAUUUAAUAAUUAUUAAAAUUUUAAAUUAUACUAUUUAAAAUUAAUGUAAAGUAAGCAUCUAAAGGCACAUUUCAUCCUGUUGGUCUGGUGUUUAGUCUCUAAAGAACAGUGAAGCAUUAAAUAGCAGACUAUAAACUCCUUGUGGGUAGGAACCCUGUCUCAAUUUUGCUUCCUUAUCUCCUAGCUCAGGAUCUCAGCAAUAGCAUGCAACAAAUGUGCUGAAUGACACUGAAGUUAAGAAAUCUACAAGGAAAAAAAAAUAUCUUCUUUUUCUUUCUAGGGCCCUAUCUUUUAUGGAAGUAAAAGAAAAUGCUUAAAUAUUUUAAAAUAUUUAACUUUCAUAGUUUCUAUCUUUGAAGGUAUUGAAAAAUAUAUCCAAUAUUUGCUAGAAGGUAUUUUAUAUAUCAGAAUUGACUCUUAUAAGACAAUAAAAUUAUGGUUUUAAUUGCAAUG